Molecule: messenger RNA, 1860 nt
Organism: Venustampulla echinocandica
Lineage: Eukaryota; Fungi; Ascomycota; Leotiomycetes; Helotiales; Pleuroascaceae
Exons: 1
Coding region: 1-1860 (619 amino acids)
Source: RefSeq, a predicted model, not a curated record
AUGACUGUACGGCAGAUAAAUGAAUCAGCAAGCAAUAACUGCAACUGGUGCUCGUACAUCUGGACUUUCACGUCGAGAAGAGAAGAAACCAGGGAUCCGGGCGAUGUUUUAUCCAUCUAUCUCUGCGAUUUCUAUCCAGGCUACUCCACACCUACCGGAAAGAACGCAUAUUACCUGACCAUGAAUUGGGAAUCCCAAAAACGCGCUACAGACAUCGGCUGGGCUCUUAGGCUUCAUGCUUUUACCAAUUCCACGGAUCUUGCUGCUCCAUUUGUCACAGCACGAAAACUCCAAACCGAGGUGUAUUCAGAUGCAUCAAGACAUCAGAUUCAACGCUGGCUUGCCGAAUGUGCCGAUCAUAACCAAUGCCCUGGGCAGGCUGAAACGAUUCUCCCUACACGAGUUAUAGAGGUAGCUCCUGUGGGCUCUCCCGACAGACCUCGACUUGUUGUCACUGCCGGCAAGAAAGGAAGAUAUGCAGCUCUCUCGUACUGCUGGGGCAGUAACUCUUACGGAGAACUCAACCAGUCUAACUUGAAUGAAUACAUUCAAACCUUGUGCUUGAAUUUGCUUCCCCAGACACUUCGCGAUGCCAUCGCAGUUACCAAAAGCAUAUCCGUUCCCUAUCUUUGGGUGGACGCCUUGUGCAUACUUCAAGAUUCCGACAAUGACAAAUCGCAUGAAAUGUCUAUGAUGGAGGGAGUGUAUAGAGAUUCUUUGGUUGCUAUCGUCGCUGCAAACUCGGAAGGGGCCACACAUGGAUUCUUGCAACCGCGGAAGACGCCCUUAGAAUCCUUCACUCUCCCGUUUCGUGUCUCUGAAAGCCAGUUUGGGACAAUGUCGGUGCGGGAACUGGAGGCAAUGGAAUAUGACGAAUCUUCAGAACCCAUCAACGAAAGGGCUUGGACAUUGCAAGAGAGUCUGCUUGCACACAGGUAUCUGAUCUAUUCAUCGCACACCUUACAAUGGCGCUGUAAUGCCGGUGUACGAAACUUUGGAAACUCCCUCCAUCUCGUAUCCUACGCAGAGGAGGACAAAUAUUCUCAUUCAUUCAGUACUUUGAAUAAGCCCGCUUCCGAUUCAGAGGGUGAAUUGAAGAGAUGGAUACGACUUGUGAACCUCUAUUCAAAGCGCUCUGCAUCUCUUCCCCAUGACAAAUUGAACGCGAUUUCGGCUGUGGCUAGGGAGUUCUCCCCCAGUCUGGGCCAUCAAUAUUUUGCCGGAUUGUGGGAAUUCUCAAUUCUGUGGCAACUUACAUGGGUCACUUCAUGCUCGUGGGACUCGGAGACCGUGAAUACUAGGCCAGAGGUGUAUCGAGCGCCCUCAUGGUCAUGGGCAUCAAUUGAUGGUGAGUUGUUCUACGGGACUAGUCUCCUAGAGACCGAUAAAGACGAGUGUCUUUAUAGAUGCGAUUUUAUAAGGUGUCAGGUCGAGCCGAAGUCGGUAGACUUCCCUUUCGGGGAGGUGUUGGCUGGAUCCUUGACGUUAAGAGGUGUACUAAGGCAGGCGUGGUUUAACCCCUCAAACAAUAAUAUUCUCUGGCUCGGCGAAGACGAUGAAAUAUUAAGGACUGCAGAGGCUCUUUGUUUGGCCAAGUCUAGGCAAGGCAGCUCGAAGGAGGCACAAGACAAUGAAUGGGCUGAUGAGGAUACGGGGGUUAAGGCCUAUCAUGACGAGGCAGGUGAUUGGCCUCCAAUACUAGUCUUCUGUCUUCCAAUCUCGGUGCAUGACGAGACCGUUUCAAUGGGCUUGCUUCUCGCAACAUCUGAGAAAGAAGCGUUCAGACGUGUUGGUUCAUUUGAAAACGCGCAUAGAAAGGAUUUUGAUCAUCUCCCGCAACGUGACAUCACAAUUAGAUAG